Messenger RNA from Doryrhamphus excisus (bluestripe pipefish), 3267 nucleotides. RefSeq names its product receptor-associated protein of the synapse, 43kD (gene rapsn). Gene Ontology annotation, biological process: synaptic transmission, cholinergic; positive regulation of neuromuscular synaptic transmission. Gene Ontology annotation, molecular function: protein-membrane adaptor activity; acetylcholine receptor binding. The record is from RefSeq and is a predicted model, not a curated record. Lineage: Eukaryota; Metazoa; Chordata; Actinopteri; Syngnathiformes; Syngnathidae. Gene Ontology annotation, cellular component: plasma membrane; neuromuscular junction.
UAUUCUUGGAUAUUGCUGCUAGCGCUCUGCUACGAAACGUGUUUCUUUGGCGGUUUUCAGUCGCAAAUAUGAGGAAGAACUUUGAAAUGCUCCAUACCGAGGGGGGAUUAUUCCACGGUUAAAUGGGGGAAGAUAUUUUCCCAGCUCUUCGCUUUACUACAAAGUCACUGGUGAUAAUGGUCUUGGUGGGUCGGCGCUCGACUUUGUUGGAUCCGGUUUCCUUUCAGCGCAGCCGGAGCUGAGAGACCUGGAUGUGCUGGGCCUUCUGGCAGCGACCUCUCAGGGGAUCAUCUUCAAGGGAUCUUCUUCUGUGUUUUGCAUGGCAGAGAUCUGCUUUCCUGCUGCCCCGCUAAAGUCGCAUGGCCUAAACGAAUGAAUAUUUUUAUGAGGCACCUCGGAGCAGAGAUGGGCCAGGACCAAACCAAGCAGCAGAUCGAGAAGGGCCUGAGGUUGUACCAAUCCAACCAGACUGAUAAAGCUCUGCAAGUGUGGACAAAAGUGUUGGAGAAGACCUCAGAUCCUGGAGGAAAGUUUCGAGUUUUGGGAUGCUUGAUCACGGCUCACUCGGAAAUGGGGAAAUAUAAAGAUAUGCUCAAGUACGCCUUGGAUCAAAUCGACACGGCCAGAGAAAUGGAGGACCCCGACUACCUGACCGAGGGUUAUCUGAACUUGGCGCGCAGCAACGAGAAGCUGUGCGACUUCCACAAAACGGUAUCCUAUUGUAAGACCUGCUUAAACAUGCAGGGCACCACUGUCAGUCUGCAGCUCAACGGUCAGGUAUGUCUCAGCAUGGGCAACGCCUUCCUGGGCCUCAGCCUCUUCCAGCAAGCUUUGGAGAGCUACGAGAAGGCCCUCCGCUAUGCACACAACAAUGACGAUAAGAUGCUGGAGUGCAGAGUCUGUUGCAGUCUGGGAAACAUCUACAUCCAUCUGAAGGACUAUGAGAAAGCCCUGUUUUUUCCCUGCAAAGCGGCCGAGUUGGUCAACGACUACGGCAAAGGCUGGAGCCUCAAGUAUCGAGCCAUGAGCCAGUACCACAUGUCCGUAGCCUACAGGAAGCUGGAACGCCUGCCAGACGCCAUGGAAUGCUGCGAGGAGUCUAUGAAAAUCGCCCUGCAGCAUGGUGACCGUCCUCUGCAGGCCCUGUGCUUGCUAAACUUUGCAGACAUACACCGCUACAGGCGGGACUUUGAUAAAGCAUUCCCUCGUUACGAAUCUGCGUUAGGCAUCAUGACUGAGAUUGGGAAUCGUCUUGGACAAGGUCAUGUGCACCUGGCUGUCGCAAAGUGUUGGCUUCUGCUCAAGGAAUAUGAUAAGGCUCUUGAUUCGUUAGAGCGAGCACAGGCGCUGGCAGAUGGAAUGGGAAACAAGCUGUGCACACUGAAGGCCCACUGUUUGAGGGAAGGCAUCUACAGGAGCCAAGGGAAGCAGGAGGAGCUACGAGAGCAGGUGGUGAAGUUCCUGCAGUGUGUGGAGGAGCUGGAGCUCUACUGCGGCAUGUGUGGCGAGUCCAUCGGGGACAGGGACCAAAAGCUGCAGGCCUUACCCUGUUCCCAUAUUUUCCACCUCAAGUGUCUGCAGACUAACGGGACAAAAGGUUGUCCCAAGUGUUUCAAGAACUCCAUGAAGCCUGGGUUUGUGUGAUUGUGCCCAUCGAUUGUGUCCAAACAUGGCGACUUGAUGCCUGACUGCCUGCUGACUGGUCUAAAUGAAGCGGGGAGCGGCCUCGGGAAGUGGUGAAGUGUUUGAGGAGGGUCUCACAUGCUGUCAGGUGAGAGAACGAUGCUGAACUGAAGCAGGAGUCCUCACUUCUGAGGACACCUGAAGGUAUGUUCUAUACUGACAUCAGCCUGGGAGAGACUGAGGAAGACAGUAGAGGUUAAAGUACAGGCUGAAAUAGCCUCACUCUGUCUGUAGAGGAAUGUGGACUCUUCAUUACGUUAACUCUAUUUAACUAUUCUAUGCAAUAUUACUGUAUUAUAAGAGGAUGAGAUUUCUUUAUUUACACCUUUUUAUGCAUAUUAUGUUUUCUUUUUAUUUUCUUCUUGUACAUACUGUACCAUCAUGAAGUGUAGUGGAAAAACUUAACCAGACUCUCAUGUCUUUACUGUUUUUUUUCUCCGUAUUUAUUGAGAUGAGGAACCGACACACAUUGAGGUCUUCAUAGAAAUUCCUUGUUCUCUUUUACACAUCAGCAGUUAAGGACGCCGAUUGUUUAAUAGGAAAUCUACCGGGUCGGUCGCUUUAAUGUGGGUUUGUCAUUUGUAAAUAGUUAUCAAUUGAUUUGAAAAGAUGUGAGAAGCUUUAGAAUGGAGGACUCUGUAUUCUAAAGUCAGAUGUUGCAUGCUUCAUUGACUAUAGAACACCAAGAAAUUACAAUGAAUAAUCCAAAUCUCUGUAGUGGGUUUAUUUACUUGAGCAUUUGCAUUUAAUUAUGUUUAGCUGAUCUCAAACUCCUUAUGUAUUUAUUUUUUCCCACAUUGUAAUUGGAUGAAAUAUUAGAAACACAAUGCAUUGCCAUUUUACACUACUGUAGACUACAACUAUUAUUAUAAACCUAAAAAUCUGUACAAUAUCUUUGCAAAGGUAAUGUUUUUGAUGCAGCUCCAAUUCAGGAGCUGAUUAUUGUACUGGGGUAGCUAAUGUGUACUUUUUGGCGUUUGUUUGCAUCGCUUUCAAACAGAUGAAUUCUAUUGAUGCCCCAUUACAAAACAUGAUACAUUGUUUGAAAUAAACCAAACCACUUCAGUGUAAGAAUAAAUAAACUACCUCUACAUGCUGUCAUGUUAAAAUGUGCAUCACAUAUCCAGAAUCAUCAUCAUCUCAGUGAUACUGGAAUAACUACCGGUACUUGGAAAUUAAAGGAUUUAAACACAUUUUGACACUAGCAGGGUUUUUCAAAGUGUGACGUGACCUUCCUUGAAGGCACCAGUGGAUAUCAUUGAAUGCACAGAUAAAGAAUUUCAGUCUGGGGUAGGUGGGGGAACUCCCCAGAACAAUUUUCUGGGGGGGCGUGGAGGCCCCAAGUGUGUUAUAUUCUGUCGUCCCACACUUUGAACAGCCCUGUUGAAAAGGUACAACUGGUAUUAGGAACUCUACCAUGGCGGUAUAAUGUGUUGCGUACAUUACCUGUCUGCCUCUCUUAUGUGCUACAUUGUGUUUAUGUGUAUGAAUGCAUUCAGUUGUCCAGUGCAAUGUAUCUUGUUUACAAAAUAAAUCAUAAAAAAAAUUGGUAGAAUUCACACCACUUUAUUCCAACAAUGUUAC